This is a messenger RNA of Closterium sp. NIES-65, 564 nucleotides long. NCBI's taxonomy places the organism in Eukaryota, Viridiplantae, Streptophyta, Zygnematophyceae, Desmidiales, Closteriaceae. The record is from the annotation of a GenBank genome assembly.
AUGUACAUCGCUCUCUACUUCAUCGUCACCUGCCUCUCUGACUCUCUUAGCGCAGUCAAGGACCUCUUUCUCGCUAUGGAGCCCACGGACCUCACUGUCGACCUGCUUGAGAAGCACCUCCUUACAGCUGAGGCUAGCAUAGUUGCUGUAGGUGCUGCUCGUGGCACUCCUCGCACUCCCUUCUUUGAGGGGUGUUCCCCCUCCCCCCUUGCCCCCUCCUACGCUUCUACUGCUGUUGUUGACUUCCUUCAUGCUGAGGAGGUCGGGGCUGUGUCUUCUCCUAGUGGGAGGCGCUGCAGCGGCAGGGGCAAGCGAGGCAAGGGGGUAGGGAUGGCAGCGGUGGAGGUGGUAGAGGCGAUGGAGGUGGCGGUGAUGGCAAAGGGAGUGGUGGUGGGAGUGGAGGCGUUGGUGGCGGCGGUGGUGGCGGUAGUGGGAGUGGUGGCGGCGGCAUUGGUGGCGGCAGUGGGAGUGGUGGCGGCGGCAGUGGUGGCGGCAGGGGUGGACCCAGCCAAAGGGGAGGUUCUAGCGGUGUGUUCGCUGCCAGUACGUCAUUUGCACAUAUGA